Molecule: messenger RNA, 1331 nt
Organism: Cydia splendana
Lineage: Eukaryota; Metazoa; Arthropoda; Insecta; Lepidoptera; Tortricidae
Gene: mTTF
Product: transcription termination factor, mitochondrial
Exons: 6
Coding region: 33-1058 (341 amino acids)
Biological process (GO): termination of mitochondrial transcription; regulation of DNA-templated transcription
Cellular component (GO): mitochondrial matrix
Molecular function (GO): double-stranded DNA binding
Source: RefSeq, a predicted model, not a curated record
UAGAAAUAAUGACACGUUUUUAAUUAUUGUGCAUGCAUAAUUUAUUAAAAAUGCGAAAAUCUUUUUCAUUUGUAUUACUCAGACAAAUUAAUACAUUAACUUGUGGUAGAUCCUACAAAAUAUCCUGGUUGCCAAGAGCAAAAUGUGAGAACGAAUUAUACAACAACUUGAUAAACAAUUUCAAUAAACUCCAAUUUUACAAUACUACGUCCAAAGCAGAAGUAAAGACGAAAAAUGAAAACAAUGAUAAUUUUGAAUAUUCAAAAGAAAAAUUAAUAUCACAAAUGAAUUUCUCAUCAGAAGAGCAUGCCAGACCUUAUUAUAAAUUACCAGUCAAGACCUUACUACAUAUCUAUCAAACUACUAAAAAUGAUAGCAAGAAUGGUUUCUGCAACAACAGACUAUAUUAUAUAGCCAAUAAAAUUAAGUGCUCACCAUCAGAACUUAGUGAACGCCUAGCAAAAAGAACUUUUGUGUACAGCUUGUCAUUUGAGUGGCUGGAGAACUCUUUGGAAACUCUACUAAAAAUGGGUGUGUCUACUGAUCGAAUUUUAAGAGAUUUAUGGGUGCUUAAAUAUAAGCAUGAGACAAUACGUGAAAGACUACAGAGAGUAAAAGAUAUGGGGAUUGAGACACUCUACCCUUGGAUGGUUCGUUGUAAACAGGAUAUUAUGAAUAGAUACAUAAAGAUAUCACAAGAUACAAAAAAUAUCCUUGGAAGAAAUAAAUCAACACAAAUUUAUUUGGCUGACCGAUUGAAUACCACCCCUGAGGCUGUUGCAGAGAUUUGCACAAGAAUACCAGCUCUUAAGACAAUCAGAGUUACAAAGGUAAAACAUUUUUUGGAUUUCUUGAUCAGUGAGGGCUUUCAACCAGAAGAUAUUGCUAAUAAGCCUAGGGUUCUAGCAGCUUCACCUGAUACAGUCAAGCUAAGGUUGGAAAAGUUGCGUAAAUUAGGACUUACUGAAAUCAAUCUUAAUGUUCUUUGUAAAAGUAGAAAAGACUUUAAAAAAUACUAUGAAUCAAUUGAAGCCUUACAUAUGGAGAAUAAGUUAUAAAUAAGAACUAGUAUGGCACUGUUGUCAUGAUGUAUGUUGAGAUUAUUAAUAAGUGUGAAAGCUUGUAGCCUAGAUGACAACAGCUUUUAAAUGGGAAACCAGACUUCACCUCCAGCUAAAAUGAAGCCUUAACUGGAAUUAUACAUCCCUGUUAUUUUUUUAAUCAUACAAUAGCUGUAGAUACAAUAGAACUGAAUAUUCAUGACUAAUUACUAUUUUCUGUACUGGAAGGUCAAUAGGAAUUUAGAAAUAAAACAUGUUGCAUACAAUUUA